This is a messenger RNA of Racocetra persica, 964 nucleotides long. Lineage: Eukaryota; Fungi; Glomeromycota; Glomeromycetes; Diversisporales; Gigasporaceae. The record is from the annotation of a GenBank genome assembly.
AUGACACCUAGAAUUCAGAAUACAUUCUGCUCUCAGGGCAACUGGUCUCCAGAAAGUCCAGAGAGAUAUGUCACAAGGUUGCCUCUAAAAAUGGCGGCCGACGUAAACAUCAGCGAAAUAGAAAUAUUAAUUUUCUGUAAUGAUGAUUUACGUCUGGCAACAUAUCUUGUUGCCAUGUUACGAAAAAAAGACGCCCGAAAUAUUCGAUUAUGUUACCCUUCACACCUGCCACAGUAUGCGAAUAUUAUGGAUGCGAUCGGGAUCCCAGGUUGUUGGGAAACACAGGCUCAAUAUGAAUGGAGUGUAUCUAAUGCGGUUGUAGUUAUAAGUAUGUUAUAUAAUAAUUUUGAAAAGCAGGAAAUGCUUCUCAAUGCGUGUAUUAGCCAAAAUGUUUCCUUAUACAUUACCUGGGACUCUGGCAUGGAGCUGGAACCUUAUGUUUCGGAUAAACGAUGUCCGCGAACUCGAUUGCAUAAACGUUUAAUCGAUCACCAGGCCAAAGUAGACAAAAAUCAAGGAUCAAUGCGAUGGAUCUUAUUUCAAGUGGGUAUUUUUGACGAAGAAGUGCUUAAACACGAUAUUUCAACCAUCACAACGGCUUUCAACAGUCCAAAUCAAUAUAUCUUUCUAAAUGUUACGGUCAAAGAAGAUUUGGCACAGUUGGUUGCCGAAGCAAUCUCGUCAGAUAAAGUCCUACCCAAUAGAAAUUAUGUAGUCGGAGAUUUUGUCGCUCACACUUUCCUUGGUCACGUCUAUCAAGUUGCAAAUAACGGUAACUCUCUGCCUUCUUUAUCUUCAGAAAUUUCUUGUUUUUUUCCUCACCAUCUUUUUGAUUGUUCAGGAAUGCAAUUGGAUAAUAACAUGCCCGCCGACAUAUCUGAGUUUGAAACAACAAACCAAUUACGAAUCGAGAUUUCUUUUCAGCACGAUGCCACGAUUUAUCGACUGCUGAAGCAUCAUAAGC